UACAGAUUCCGGUCAUUCACGUCAGCGGAUCAUUAAUCGAUUUGUGCAUUAUUUCCCGAACUGGUCGCGGUGCGUACGCGUGUGCGUUGCAAAAAUUUUAUAUAAAGUCGGCAACCGUCGGCGGCGACUCAUUAGCCGCUCUGUUGACCGACCGUGCGUCGCGGACAUUGCGAUUUUUCAUUCGUAUGACUCGUCGAGCGCGCGAACGUUCGAAUUUUAUUUCAAGGGACACCCUGGUAGUAUCGACGAGUGUCGCCUCCCCGACGCGGGAGCGAGGAGAUUACGGUGAUCUACACGAUAUUGUCUGUAGCUCUGUACGUGUUAUAAAGUAAACAGUGGGACGGACGUGCCUGAAUUCACGAUCUGGAGAUCGAUAAACACAGUUCGAUCGGUUUCGGUUCUCGUAUGACGUGCUGGUAGUCGAGAUGAAGGAGCUACUGCAGAUCUGGAGCCGCGUGACGGGGCGGCAGUACGCGUCGGUGGCGGAGGCCCGCCGGGACAAGCCCCAGCAGCGCCGCAAGGACCGGGGCCCGGCCGCCUUCGAGGCGAACCUCUCCGAGUGCGAGGAGCUCGACCACAAGCUCACCGACGACCGCAACCUCGACGACAGAAGGGAUGCCAUCAUCGACAGGCUGUUCACGAGGAGGAGGAGUUACCAGGCGAAGGAGUCCAAACGCUCUUUCAUAUUCCUGGCGAUGGGUCUGGUGGCGCUGGGCACGGCGCUCUUCGUGCAGUUCGUCCACCCAUACGAUCUCAUAUUCAAUUAUAAAAUAGUAUUGGGUGACGGUGGCGAGAUCUACGAGCUGUGGCGCAAGCCCGACGUGAACCUGUACACGAAGGUGUAUCUGUUCAACGUCACCAACGCCGAUGACUACAUGGCCGGCCGCGACUCCAAGCUCAAGCUGGCCGAGGUCGGGCCUUAUGUCUAUAGGGAGCUGCUGGAACACUCUAAUGUGACGUUCAACGAGAACGGCACGCUGUCGGCGAUCCCGCGUCACCCGCUCGUGUGGGACGAGGAGAUGUCGGAGGGACACCGCGAGGACGACAUCCUGUACAUGCCGCACAUCGCGCUGCUGAGUAUCGCCCACGUGACGGCCCAGAAGGACUUCAUCACGCGCUUCGGCCUCAACAACCUGGUGCGGCUCACCAACAGCCGGCCGCUGCUGAAGAUGACGGCGCGCGAGUUCAUGAUGGGCCACGAGUCCAAGCUCAUGUCGCUCGGACACAGCUUCAUGCCCGGCUGGAUCUACUUCGACAAGCUCGGCCUCAUUGAUCGGAUGUACGACUUUGAGGGCGACUACGAGACCAUCUACACGGGCGAGACGAACCCGUCUUACUCCGGGCUGAUCGACACGUACCGGGGCUCCACCGACCUGCCGCAGUGGGAGGGCAAGCACUGCUCCAACGUCCAGAACGCCUCCGACGGCACCAAGUUCAAGGGAGACAUCGGGGAGAACGAAACCGUUCUCUUCUUCAGGAAGAGUCUUUGCAGAGCCGCGCCCUUGAUCAGAACAGGCGAGGGAGUGAAGAAUGGCAUCGAGGUUUAUAAGUUCACCUUCCCCGAGCACAUGUUGGACAACGGCAAACACAUCGAGGAGAACAAAUGCUUCUGUAGGGAAGGCAAGUGCUUACCUGAAGGUCUUAUAGACGUAACGGACUGCUACUACGGCUUCCCCAUCGCCCUGUCCUACCCCCACUUCUACAAGGGAGACGAUAUUCUGUUCGAGAAGGUCGAAGGACUGACACCGAAUCGAGAGCAGCAUGAGACGAGGUUAUACAUUAAUCCAAAAUCCGGUUUCCCCAUGGAUCUGAGUGCCAAAAUUCAAAUUAACAUGGCCAUUGGAAACAUCGACAGCAUCGAGAACACGAAAGGUUUCUCAAACCUUUACCUGCCGCUGCUCUGGUUUGAUAUCAAACUGGCGUCUCUCGCCCCGAGCAUGGAGACAAAGUGCACCCUGUACCUGAACGCCCUGCCCAUCCUGGAGUCGGCCAUCCUGUACGGCAGCCUGGUCACCGGCGUCCUGUUCGUCCUGCUCUCCGCGUACAUCUCCACCUUCCGCGUCGUCCUGAGGACGCCCCGGGACCGCCAGAACAGGUUCAACUUCAAAACGAACAUUUGGAUGGACGAUGAGAAAUCGAGCAUGCAGAGGAACAAGGACGACAUCUACGCGCCCUGCGAGAUCCCCCUGAGCGGCACGGAGUCCGAGAACUCGGACGAGUACACCGCCAAGUCUACGUUCAUCAAGGCGCAGUCGGACAAGAUCCGGGAAUUCGGGCAGAAGCUCACGGGGAAGAUGCACGGCAUCGGCGGCGCGAAGCUCGCCGGCGACCGCAAGAACUCGCUCAUAUACCCCGACGACUCGCUCGACGAGACCAACGACGCCUACCGCAGCGACAGCGGCGACGACAGCGACCGUGAGCGGCGGCGCGACACCGCCUACCUCCAGGUCGUCGACGACGGCAGCGAGUUCGAGACGUGAGCGCCGCCGCGCGCCGCCCGCGCCCACCGAGCCGCGAUCUUGCCGCAGUGUGAUAGUAAAGACUGUAUACCGACAUUGAGAUUAUGGGGCGUCGUCCCGGCCGGACGGCGGGCGCCGGAGCCGGAGACCGCUCGACCUCGACCGAGUCGAGCGGCCGGUUGGGAAACACGAUCGGUUCCUCGUCCUGUGUCGUUUAACCGUGCAUACCUCCCGGUGUAUGUCCGCUGGUGCAGCAGCUCCCCCCCGGCUGACGCUAAGGAGUGCGUACCCCCUAGAUUUAAGUGCGAAGAGAAGAUUUUAAGAUAUUAGUGAAUCCGACGGUUAGUUACUUCUUGACUUGUCAAUCGGCUGUAAGCUACUGUGUAGUUAUUUAUGUGUAACUUGUCGUCCGAAUGUUUAUGUUGUGUGAUAUUUGUGUUGAUGAGUGUUUUAAUAUUUUGAAUUAAUAUAAUCGAGUAGUUUAAGUGAAUAGAAUAGGUAUAUGUAAUGGGCUACACGUCGCUGAGACGUGCGGCUCGGGUGAAAAAAUAAUUGCUCAAAAGAAAUAGUCACAGUCAAAAGUUUUCAAAAGAAAUACA
Aricia agestis (brown argus) is the source of this 3058-nucleotide messenger RNA. RefSeq names its product scavenger receptor class B member 1-like. The record is from RefSeq and is a predicted model, not a curated record. The transcript is spliced from 10 exons. Gene Ontology annotation, molecular function: scavenger receptor activity. NCBI's taxonomy places the organism in Eukaryota, Metazoa, Arthropoda, Insecta, Lepidoptera, Lycaenidae. Gene Ontology annotation, cellular component: membrane; cytoplasm. Bases 426 to 2480 code for a protein of 684 amino acids.